GCGCCUACUUUUGACCCUACGCGGGGUCCUUAAAUUUGGCUAACUCAGACUCUUCCUUGGUAUCUCAUUGAUCUUAUUGUCUGUAACCCGAUUUCCCGUCCACAUUCUGUACCGCAGCCGCAAUUAGCACUGCACUUCGAAGCACGACCUUCAACCGAAUUGUGAAGGGCGCUCAUCAUGAACGACGACAUUCACUUUCCUACUCGACCCGUAGACAAGGAUAAGGCGGAAGCGGAGUUGGCCGUAAACAUCAAGAAAGCUACUAGUCCAGAAGAAGCUGCUCCGAAGCAAAAACAUGUCCGAAAAUGUAUUGUCUUCACCUGGGAUUACCAUUCCUCGAUAUCGUUUUGGAGCGGCUUGCGAGUUCAGCCUAUCCUUGCCGAUGAGGUUCAAACGUUCAAAGCGCUCAUUACCGUGCACAAAGUUCUUCAGGAAGGACACCCAGUCACAAUUAAAGAGGCUCAUGGUCAAACUUCGUGGCUGGAGACUUGCGCUCGCGCGGUUUCUAGUGACGGUGCGAGAGGCUAUGGUCCUCUAAUCAGAACGUAUGUCCAAUUUAUUCUGUCGAAACUUCGCUUCCAUCGGAUUCGACCUGAAUUCAACGGGCUCUUUGAAUACGAAGAGUAUGUCACCCUGAAAGGAAUCAACGACCCAAACGAGGGAUACGAAACCAUUUCUGACCUCAUGGGAUUACAAGACCAGAUCGACUCCUUUCAGAAGAUGAUCUUCUCUCACUUCAGACACUCAAACAAUAAUGAAUGUCGAAUCUCAGCCCUUGUCCCACUGGUGAAGGAGUCGUGGGGUAUCUACAGAUUUAUCACAAGUAUGAUGCGAGCAAUGUAUCGCCGGACUAAUGACGUUGAUGCUCUGGAGCCAUUGCGACAACGCUACGCCACGCAGCAUUAUAAUCUACGCAAGUUCUACUAUGAAUGUUCAAACUUGAAGUACUUGACCGGUUUGAUCAAUGUACCCAAGCUGGGCCAGGAACCGCCUAAUCUGAUGGAUACGGGGGACGCGCCAGAUUUGCCCGCGCGCCCCACUACAGCAGCGAGAACGUCUCCUCCGACUGUUCCUUCCCCGGAUGCCAAAGCACGAGAGGAGCAAGCACGCCUUCUGAAGCAGUAUGAAGAUCAGCAGAAGGCCCUACAGGCAGCCAGAGAAGAUGAAGAACAACGCCGGCUAGAAGAGGAGCGACAACAGCAACUCGAGUUUGAGCGAAGGCAAAGAGAACAAGAGGAAAAUCAACGGCGUGCUCAAGAGCAGCUUCUACUACAACAACAGCAAAUGUAUCGUAACCAAGCUGCUCAGCAAGCCGGCGAACUGGAACGCGAACUAUUGGCGAUGAGAGGGCAAUACGAGCGGGAUCAGAUUCUUUUAGAACAAUAUGAUAGGAGAGUCAAGGCUCUGGAAACUGAGAUGGCAGGGGCUUCAACUCAUAUCAGCUCUCAAAUGGCAUCCAAAGAUGAGAUGAUCAAACAACUCCAGGACCAAGUCACAUUAUGGCGCAACAAAUAUGAAGCUUUAGCGAAAUUGUACAGUCAGCUACGGACAGAACACCUCGAUAUGCUUGCCAAGUUCAAGCAGUUCCAACUCAAAGCCAAUUCUGCUCAAGAGGCUGUGGAUAAAAUGGAGCGGAUGGAGCGAGAUCUGAAGGCCAAGAAUCUGGAGCUCGCUGAUAUGCUUCGGGAACGGGAUCGUGCUAGGUUCGACGUCGACAGGCAGAAAUCGUCACACAAGGAGGAAACAGAUCGUUUACGAAGGGAGAUCAACUUUGCGAAUGAACGAGCCGAAGAUGCUUCGCGUGAUAAGAGCUCAGAAGUUUCUCAUAUCAUGUCCAAGUACAACAGACAGCUACAAGAAUUGGAAGAUUCUUUGCGUGCCAAGCAAUUGCAAAUCGACGAUCUUCUGUCUAAGUUAGAUGAUUCCAAAGCCGAGUUAGAGAGUAUCCGAGAAGAGAAGGACCAAGAAAUUCAAAUUCUCAAUGAAGAGAUGAACAAUACACUCAACCAGAUCGCCGACGAACAAAGGGAUCGUGGCUUGAUCGACCAGACCACCAACGCGCAAAUUGACACGCUAAUUUUGGAUAAUCGCAAAGAGUUGAAUGGUAUCAUUGAUUCGAUCUUGAAAUCAUGUCAACUCAAGGUUGAAGAAUCCCUUUGGGACUUACAAGCACCGGAUUCCGGAAGCCAAAGUUACACGCCAGAAUUAGCCCUAUCAAUGGUUGAAAAGUCCAUGAACAACGCCACAGACUUUGCGACCGUUUUCAAUCUCUUUUUGGGAGAGGAAGAAGGUGGCGAACACGUCGAGGUGAUCAAAACUGCGAACGAGUUGGCCCAAUCUGUCACCGAUGUUCUUGCCAGUACGAAGGGAGUUACACGGUUGGCAAGUGAUGACGACGCUUCCGACAAACUCGUCAAUGCUGCCAAUGUCGUUGGACAAUACGCUGUUCACUUCUUCCUGAACGUCCAGUCGUACAACGUCGACCGUCUGCCACCAGGUCAGCGUAAAGAUGUUGCUAUGCGAUGCAACGGCAACGUCCGUGGUGCCCUUACCAAACUCUCGGAAGUCGUCGACAGGCUCAUACCCAAGGGUGCUAAAUCUGACGCUCUUGCCCGAGCCAAUGGUAAUAUCGGGGACAUUGUCGAGAAUGAGAUGAGCAAUGCCGCGCUCGUCAUCGAGAAAGCCACACAACGUCUCCAAGAGCUCAUGAAGCGCCCCCGAGACCAUAACAAAUACAGUGCUGUGGAUCUCCAAGUUCACGAUUCCAUCCUAGAGGCCGCCAAAGCAAUCACUAGCGCCAUUGCACGGCUCAUCAAAGCAGCAACCGAGUCUCAACAAGAGAUCGUUGCGCAAGGCAAAGGCUCCAGCACCGUCCAGCAAUUCUACAAACGUCACAACCGUUGGACAGAGGGUCUCAUCUCUGCCGCCAGAGCCGUCGGUUUCGCUACGACUCUUCUUAUCGAAAGUGCUGAUGGCGUUCUUUCGGGUUCACACACUCUCGAACAACUCAUCGUUGCAUCCAACGAGGUAGCAGCAGCGACUGCUCAACUCGUGGCUGCAUCACGAGUCAAGGCAAAUUUGAUGUCCAAAACUCAAGAGCGAUUGGAAGAUGCAGCUAAAGCCGUGACCAACGCUUGUAAAGCACUGGUUAGGCAAGUCAAAGCGGUGGCGGCCAAACAGAUGGAGGCAGAGGAUGUGGAUUAUAAGAAUAUGGCUGUCCUUGAGUUCAAGAAGCGGGAGAUGGAGCAACAGGUUGAAAUCGUGAAACUUGAGAAGGAGUUGAAUGCCGCUCGGCAUAAAUUGGGUGCGAUGAGACGUGCAGGAUACCACACAGAUGAGACUGAUUGAAAAAAAGUGGGAAGGAGGUUUUUUGCCGUCUUUUUCUUGGUUAAGAUCUUAUUCAUACGCUGUG
Molecule: messenger RNA, 3412 nt
Organism: Marasmius oreades (fairy-ring Marasmius)
Lineage: Eukaryota; Fungi; Basidiomycota; Agaricomycetes; Agaricales; Marasmiaceae
Exons: 11
Coding region: 178-3348 (1056 amino acids)
Biological process (GO): clathrin coat assembly; actin filament organization; endocytosis
Cellular component (GO): actin cortical patch; clathrin-coated vesicle
Molecular function (GO): actin filament binding; clathrin light chain binding; phosphatidylinositol-3,4-bisphosphate binding
Source: RefSeq, a predicted model, not a curated record